Molecule: messenger RNA, 1746 nt
Organism: Plasmodium knowlesi strain H
Lineage: Eukaryota; Apicomplexa; Aconoidasida; Haemosporida; Plasmodiidae
Product: conserved Plasmodium protein, unknown function
Exons: 1
Coding region: 1-1746 (581 amino acids)
Source: RefSeq, a predicted model, not a curated record
AUGAAGAGGAGCAGUGCAAAUCUUGCAGACAGCCCCACGUGCGCCAAAAGGAAAAAAAACAAAUGGGCAUUUCACUCCGCACCCUUUGAAUGCAAAAAAAAUAGCUACAUACGUUGUAGGCGGAACAACUUCAACAACUUGGGCGGACUGCUCCUGGAAAAAAACUUUUUCUUUUUUAAUUUCCUCCUAAGCGUGAAAUGUAACGAAGAGAAAAAAAUAUAUAUAAAAAAUAAAACACACACUUCGGAAUGUGCCACAUUGGAUGGCGAUGCAGAAUUGCAGUUGUAUUGCCUCAGCCAGGGAGAGCAAGUAUUCCUUCCACAGGAUGAUCAAAAUGACAGGAACGGGCAGGUGGCAACGCUCGUUCAGCGAACAGACAUCUGUGAGCCAACGGGGGAGGCCCCAGAAAGGCAAAAAGAGGGAAAUGAAAAAUCAAGGGCUGAAUGUUCCACAGGGAAUUUAAUAGAAAAAUAUAAGAACACUCUGCUGAAAAAAAAUUUUUUUUUUUACAUAAAGAAUUACAUUCAUCACACCUUGAGUCAUGUGGACAUAUGCAGGGAGGAGAAACCAAAUGAAUCAUUUUUCGAAUUUUACAGUAAUUUCAAAAAUAAAAAAAAAAAAAUUUAUUUUCACAAUUCAGAGGCCUUGUUAAGUGACGUAUACUUCGACGUCUCGGAGGUGUCUGAUGAUUCUGACUACAACUUCUUUUAUGAAAAGUCUAACCACGUACAUGAGUACGAUUUUGAGGAUGGGUCAGAUGAAGGGGGAGCGGAAAAUGAGAAGGUGAUGGAAGAGCCACAUGAUUCUGAUGACGUGGAGAAGACAAACGGGAACAUGUGCCUCAUCCCGAAUUUAAGUAAAAAGCUGAACUCUCUGAACUUCCAAAAGCGCCACUCAAUUUUGUCCCUGGACGAUGAUAAGAGUAAACGUGAGGCGAAGGAACGGAAAUUUGCAAAGUACGCGUGCGAGCGAUGCCGAGGGGGGGGGUAUGGUGAACAGAGAGAUCUUUCUGAUGCGUCUAACAAACCUAACCCCUCUGGUGAGGGUGGGAACGUUUGCCUACUGCAGAUCCUCAUUUCGAAUUUAACAAAAGGGGAACUAGUUUUCUGGGCGAAAAUAAAAAGUUGCAUAGAGGAAUUCCUUGGGACGAUAAAAGCGAUCGUCCUUUUCAAGGGCAUAGGCAACUAUGUCGAAACACCAUACAUAGAAAUUAUGGACCAAAUAGAAAAACGAAAAACAGAAGAAGAACAUAUAAAAUAUAUAAAAAAAAAAAAAAAAUUAGUAACUCUGAGGAAAGAACAAAAAUGCAUCAAGUGCUUGUUCGAAAGGACGAUAAACUCUGUUCGAAUUUCCAUCAAAUAUGACUUAACCCUAUCGAAUAAAAAUUUCAAUUAUCUCUUCAAAGAUAGGAUAUGUAAAUAUAAAAAAUUUAUUGAGAAAAUGCUAAGGCAGAAUUUGGGAGCAAGUGCCAAUAUGGUCCACAAAGACGAGAGGUCCGCUUUUUUACCCAGUCAAUUAAAUCCCAUUGUUUUUAAAAAUUGCAAAAAGAAAAAUUACGAUUUUUCUCUUCUUAUUCACAGUGUGCAUUUGGAACUGUAUGGAUAUAUUUACAUGCGUGAUUAUUUAUUUUUCCUACUCACCAUGGUGGAGGUUUACGUGUUUUUUCACUUUAAUGACAUCAACUAUACAUAUGCGCACAACACAGAUUUGUUUCUCGAUCAAAUUUUAAAAAAUCUUUUCACUUAA